AUGACAAAGCCCUACCUUAAGAAACACCUUGCCCUGCAUGACGAAAAUCAAGACGAUAAUAAACCCUUUGAGUGUAACCUUUGCCAGAAAAAGUGUCGGACCAGGGAGCACUUAAAACUCCAUUUGCGUAGCCACUUGCAAGAGAAACCGUUCAAGUGUGCCUUGUGUGAAGCUUCGUUCUGCAGCACGUCCGGUCUCGCGGUGCAUCGAAGGAAUCGUCACGUAGAAAAGGAACGUAGAAUGUUAUCCUGUUCCAUGUACAAGGCCACAUAUUUGACGAAAAAGGCCCUAAAAGUGCACGUAUCCUCGUUCGGUUCGGUAACAAGGCUCGAAUCGCACUUGAAAACAGCCCAUGGUUCAAUCGUCCCCUGUCCUCGGUGUGGGAAACAUGUAAAGGAAUAUUAUCUACAAAAAUUUCACGUGUCGAGCUGGUGUGGAUGUUGGCAGUCUGGAGAGGAUUCCAUGCCCGGUGGAGACUUGUGGGAAAACUUUUCUUCAAGGAAACAACUACGUCGAGAGACAUGUAAGGUUGCACCAUUCAGAAAACCCACCCGUGGUGAAGGUGUACUCGUUGGAGUGUCCAUUUUGUAA
This is a messenger RNA of Folsomia candida, 591 nucleotides long. RefSeq names its product zinc finger protein 26-like. The coding region runs from base 1 to 591 and encodes 196 amino acids. The record is from RefSeq and is a predicted model, not a curated record. The transcript has 2 exons. Lineage: Eukaryota; Metazoa; Arthropoda; Collembola; Entomobryomorpha; Isotomidae.